Emiliania huxleyi CCMP1516 is the source of this 1290-nucleotide messenger RNA. RefSeq lists its product as hypothetical. Gene Ontology annotation, cellular component: membrane. The transcript is spliced from 2 exons. Gene Ontology annotation, molecular function: hexosyltransferase activity. The record is from RefSeq and is a predicted model, not a curated record. Bases 1 to 1290 code for a protein of 429 amino acids. NCBI's taxonomy places the organism in Eukaryota, Haptophyta, Isochrysidales, Noelaerhabdaceae.
AUGGCGGUGCCGGUGGCCCCAGACCAAGCCGUGAUUGCGCUCGGCGUCAUGAGCACCGUCGUCGCCUUUGAGAGCGGCCGCGCGACCAGUAGCAAGAUGGGGCUCAUGCGCGAGCGGGUGCGCGAGGCUAUGAGCACCGCAUCGCCCGGCCAUGGCAUCGCAACGCGCUUCCUGCUCGCGCAGCGCAACAGCAAGGACGCCUCCGCCGUCGACGCUGCCGCGCUGGCCGAGAAUGCCACGCACGGCGACCUCCUGUUCGUUGACAUGCCCGAGCGCUUCUACCUCUGCGCGUGGAAAAAGGUGCUGUGGUACCGGCACGCGCUUCGCCACUUCCCUGCGGCCGGGUUCAUCCUCAUCGCCGACCCGGACGCCUUCAUCCAGCUAAACCACCUGAGCGAGGACCUGCGCUCCGUCCAGCGGCUCAUCGACCGCGGGGCAGCGAGCGCACACGUCCACUACGGGCUCGUGCUCUGGAAGGCGUUCUACAAUGCGGUGAGCGAGGAGCCCGCCGUCGACUUCUCCGGCUGGCUCUGCGACGACUCGGGCGCCCUCCGGCUGCGCCGCCGCUUUGAGCGCUGCCGCGACGUGCUGCGCAACGCGAGUGCCACCGCGCCGGAGAGGCCCGAGUGGCUGCUGCCAGGCAAGGGCGCCGACUCUGCGUAUGACGCCUGGGCGGAGGCUACGCUGCAGCCUCUCAAGGGCUGCAAGGGGCUACAGCGCGGGACGCGGCGCGCGCUCGAGCGGAUGGAGGCGUCGAGCGGGCCGUACCCCUUCACGAGCGGCCCUCUCUUUGGCCUCUCGCGGCCGCUCGCCGAGCUGCUCGCGGCGCCGGGAGGGCCGGCAGACGAAUGGCGGCGCCGGAUCGAGCGCACGCAGCCGCUCCGGAUGUACUUUAGCCGCGGUUUCCGCAUCCCCUUCACGCUGCGCAGCGCGGCCUGCUACCCCGCCUCGUUCGACGCGACGCACGGGCGGUGGGUGUGGGAGCUCGCCCGCGCGUCGGGCUUCGCGCUCGACGUGACGCUCGUCAACACGCCCUUCAUGGUGCAGCACCACCCGUGGCUCUCCUUCCGGCACGGCGCCUUCUCCAACGCAUCCCUCGUGCUGCACGAGCUCAAGAACCCGAGCUCGCCCGGCUGGGCCUUUGCCGCCGCCCGGGGGAGCGGGCCCUUUGUGCCGUUCGAGCGCGGCUGCGGGCCGUGCGGGGCUCCACCGGCGGGGGCGUCGCGAGGCGCGCAGGGGAUGGGGUGGGUGACGGCGGAGCACGGCAGAGAGCCAAACCCGUCGCUUUGA